CCCCUGCAUCUGCGAGCGCCACUGUAUAACUUACAUGCAGAAUAUUAUGCGUGUGUUUCUUAGCGCCGGCAAAGUGGCACACCGUCAUUGGCUGGAUUUCCUCGCGAUUUUCGGGCCCCUUUGAAUUUCCCGUAGUAUACGCGCCCAUGCCACUGACAAAGCGAGCACGGAGCUUUCCCGACAAUCGGACUGAUUUCAUCCGAGGCUUUUCGAACCUCACCCCAACGUCGGCGCUCGACAAUCAACCGUAACAAUAAAAGGACGUUCGAGUGUUUUGAUAAGAAGUGCAGACACAGUAGCCAGUGUUUUUUUCUGCACAGUGGACUCUUGCAAGACGAUUGUCGAUUCGGUGGCCAGUGAUAAUUUGUGAAAGUAUAGUGGACACUCGGUGCCAUUAGUCUUUCACAGAAACGCCCAUUACUUCGACUCCGAAACUAGUUUACUUAGCUGAUCCUUUGAAAGGGAGGAAUUAUGAAAAUUAUUCAUGCAGCCGCCAAUGCUGUUGUACUACUGCUACUAUGUUUUACGGUGAGCACUAGCAGUGACAAAACUGCUAAGAAGAGGAAUAGCGAGGAGGCAAAGAACAUGCAACUUCCACCUUGCGCUUCCUGCAAAGUACUUGUUGAGAGCUUUAAAAAAGGCAUCGAGAAGACGAGCAGAGGAAAAUUCGAGGGCGGAGACAGUGCAUGGGAGGAAGAUAAGCUUGGAUCUUACAAGACAAGCGAAGUGAGACUGAUCGAGAUCCAGGAAGGAUUGUGCAAAGACCUUGACUAUGCUCAAACUCAAUGCCAUUCGCUUGCGGAAGACUUGGAGAGUUUCGUAGAGGAAUGGUGGUUCAAGAGGCAGGACAGCCAUCCAGAUUUGUACAGCUUUUUGUGUAUAGAGAAGGCAGAGAGAUGCUGCCCAAAGGAUCAAUAUGGACCAAAUUGUGAUAAAUGCCCUGGCUAUCCAGACAAUGUUUGCAAUAGCAAUGGAAAGUGUAAGGGGUCUGGCACUAGGAAAGGAAAUGGCAAAUGCACAUGCGACAAAGGUUACUCUGGAGAACUUUGCUUUGACUGUGCAGCAGGAUUUUAUCAAUCAUUCAAGGAUGAGAAGAAAUUGCUUUGUUCGCCGUGUCACAAGGCAUGCAAAGGCCUGUGUACGGGUGGAGGACCCAGAGAUUGCCAUGAGUGCAAUCCAGGAUGGAAGAAAAUUGAUGGCAAAGGCUGUCAUGAUAUAGAUGAAUGCCUCGAGAGAGAAAAUAGCUGCCCAGAUAAUCACUUCUGUGUUAACAACGAAGGAAAUUUCUCCUGCAUAGCCUGUGACAAAGCUUGUGAUGGCUGCUCUGGUGAUGGACCUGACAUGUGCAAUGUAUGUGCUGAAGGUUACAAUAAAAAAGGCAGCAUAUGUGUCAAUUCCGAUAUACUUGGGCGAAAGACUUAUGAGAAUUGGACUCGCUAUUUAACAUACUUGGGUCUUGCAGUGGCCACAAGUAUCAUUCUACAGCGCAAUGUUUAUGCAGCAAGUGUAAUUGGUCUCUGUGUUGCUAUUUACAUAUCUGUUUCUGAAUACUUGAUUGCCCACAGUGGCAUUCAAGACACGAUGCCAAAUAUAGGUAUAAUAGACAAACUUUCGUAACUACUUUACAAAUCAAUAAAUAAAUAAGAGUACAACCAAAACAAAAAGUGGGAAAAUAUUUGAAUAUCAUUCCAGUAUUCCUUGUAAAAUCAGUAUUAUUUGUACAUUUUAUAUACUUGUAAAAACCAAAUUUUAUUCACAAUUUUGAAUAAUGAAUAACCGUCAUAUGGAAGUACAGAGAUAUCGAAUGAUUUUCUUAUUACUUCGGUAAAUCUGCUAUUAUAGUGUGUAUGAUACAUCCGAUCUACGUCAUCCAAAAUAAUAUUUAAUAAAACACAUUAAUUAACUCUA
This is a messenger RNA of Nasonia vitripennis (jewel wasp), 1908 nucleotides long. It is a transcript of the gene Creld, whose product is annotated as cysteine-rich with EGF-like domain protein 2. The coding region runs from base 472 to 1617 and encodes 381 amino acids. NCBI's taxonomy places the organism in Eukaryota, Metazoa, Arthropoda, Insecta, Hymenoptera, Pteromalidae. The transcript has 4 exons. Gene Ontology annotation, molecular function: calcium ion binding. The record is from RefSeq and is a predicted model, not a curated record.